UCAAUGUCACGUUAGUAGUGUGGCAAAUAGCUGACUAAGUGACCACGAACUUGUUUUUUAACAUAUGAAACAUGUAUAAAUUAAAUUGUGUAUUAGUUAGUUCUGUGAAUAACAUAUGUCGACAGCUGUGUGCGCCGUUAAAUGCAAGUGGAAACUCUCUAUGUGGAAGCAGUGGGUUGCAGCGAACAUUGUGUACCAGCGCCGUCAGACUUAAGGAGAACCCAGCAUCCAGCACAGACUCUGGGAAAAGCUCCGAAGAAUUCAGCCUUUUCUCUCCACUGGCCGGUCAGGACAGUUCACUGACAUGGGAUGGAAAGAAGUUUGAGGAGUUACCAAUCGCUCACAUUAAAGCCACGUACAACAACACACACGUCCAGCUGACAGAUGGCGCAGGACAGUCGAUGGUCAGGACGUCCUGCGGGACAGAAGGCUUCAGGAACGUCAAGAAGUCGACGCCCGUUGCUGCUCAAGCUGCGGGCAUCUCUGCAGCCGCGAAAGCCAAAACAAAGGGAGUAACGUUUGUCCGUGUUGUGUUAAAAGGUCUUGGUCCUGGACGUCAGUCUGCGAUGAAAGGCCUGACGAUGGGGGGCCUGAAGGUUGUAUCGAUCACUGACAACACCCCGGUGCCACACAAUGGAUGCCGGCCACGCAAAGCCAGAAGGACGUGACCUCCACAAACCAGAAUGCAAUGCAACAGGAGGAAGCUGCUGUGUUGCCGUAUGCUAAUCAAGCGGUGUUUUGUAGAACUUUCCUGGCUCUCAGAUGACCUUACGUAAUUCAUUUGUGGAAAUAAUUACAGAUGGUGUUAUUAAUGAGCAGAAAACAGGUGUCUCACUCCUCUGCUGCAACUGUUGACACAUGAAUAAACCUUGAGUCUCACUGCAGGCACUCUGAUGUUCAUUAGUAGGCUGAUGUUUGCAGAAACAGGCUGAUGGCUCUGUGUGGGAAGAGGCACAGAACACAGUUUCAUAGCUUCAGUGUUGCACACACUUCUAUUUGGACUCCGCUGGUAGCCAUGGAGACUAAACCCUUGGAUCUGGCCGUGUUCGAGCCUUACCACGCCACACGUACUGUAUCCGAAGUGAACAGAUGAAGCAAAUUCAACCUUCUUGUAUGAACAAAGUUCUCCUUAUAUUUUAUUUUAAGUACAUUAGACAGCCAAACAUCUGUUUAACAUGAUAUAAAUACACAUUUGUAAAGCUCUGAAGAAAAAGCUGGCAUUUACAGAUCAGUCAAGUACAGGUGGUGUUAAAAUGGAAACAUGAUACGAGAGACAAACAUGCACCAAACCCAGUGUGGAGUCACUAUGAUCGACAUACACAUUAUCACUUCACCACUGAUUAGUGAUCAAUACAACUUUUCCACAACUCUCAUGAUGUUCCGUUUUCACCAUUCACUGUUUUUUGCCUUCAACUUCUUAGAUGAUAUACAUUAAACUUGUUAUUCAGCAAUAAUGAUUCCAGAGGCCGUUCCAAUUUUUUUUUUACAGACCCUCAGAUUAUUUUUUUUAUUACUUAUUUAACCAUAGAAGCCAUGUGACCACAUACAGAGCAGUAACAGCAGGCUGGCCUUGUUUAGUGCAAAUACUCGGGGCCACUUCCCUUCAAUCAUUCACUCACAACAAUGAAGCUGGACAGCUGAAAAAGAUACAGCUGAAAUGACCUUAAGGGUCACAUGAUGACUGUCAACACAGCUUGUGUGUUUGUCACCGGCGCACAGAA
This is a messenger RNA of Chelmon rostratus (copperband butterflyfish), 1721 nucleotides long. It is a transcript of the gene mrps11, whose product is annotated as mitochondrial ribosomal protein S11. Bases 72 to 668 code for a protein of 198 amino acids. Gene Ontology annotation, molecular function: structural constituent of ribosome; mRNA 5'-UTR binding; small ribosomal subunit rRNA binding. Lineage: Eukaryota; Metazoa; Chordata; Actinopteri; Chaetodontiformes; Chaetodontidae. Gene Ontology annotation, cellular component: mitochondrial small ribosomal subunit; ribosome. Gene Ontology annotation, biological process: maturation of SSU-rRNA from tricistronic rRNA transcript (SSU-rRNA, 5.8S rRNA, LSU-rRNA); ribosomal small subunit assembly; translation. The record is from RefSeq and is a predicted model, not a curated record. The transcript is spliced from 6 exons.